Molecule: messenger RNA, 1291 nt
Organism: Cajanus cajan (pigeon pea)
Lineage: Eukaryota; Viridiplantae; Streptophyta; Magnoliopsida; Fabales; Fabaceae
Product: cytochrome b-c1 complex subunit Rieske-4, mitochondrial
Cellular component (GO): membrane
Molecular function (GO): 2 iron, 2 sulfur cluster binding; quinol-cytochrome-c reductase activity
Source: RefSeq, a predicted model, not a curated record
GGGGGUGAAUAGAAAUCAGAGGCGGUGGCAUCUAGUAACUUUUCUUUUCCCUCUUAUUUGGAAGAGCCACGUUUGGAUUCCGAUUCAUACACUCCAAUCCCUCCGAAUUCAAAGCGCUUCUCUCUCUCUCUCUCGAACGCGCAUCUCACUUCCAUUUUUCUGCAAUAAAUAAUAAAAUAAUAAACACAAAAAAAAAGAGGAAGAAAGAAACACCGCACCAUGUUGAGGGUUGCAGCUAGGAGGCUUUCCUCUCUCUCCUCCUCGCCGUGCCGCGCCAACCACGCCGCUUCGGCAUGCCUCUCUUCAAACGACGUCGUUCGUGGCCGCAGAUCCGCUCCUUGCUCCGAACCAAACACCUUCCUUCUCCCUUUCAGAGGCUUUGCUACUGAAUCACUAAUCCACUCAAAAGAAAACAGCAUUAUUCCUGAGAUUCCAGCAACUGUUACUGCUGUUAAGAACCCUACCUCUAAGAUUGUUUAUGAUGAGCACAACCAUGAACGAUUUCCCCCAGGUGAUCCAAACAAGAGGGCAUUUGCCUACUUUGUCCUUACCGGUGGAAGGUUCAUUUAUGCCUCUCUGGUCCGUCUCCUUGUCCUCAAGUUUGUGCUUAGCAUGUCUGCCAGUAAGGAUGUUCUUGCUCUGGCCUCACUUGAGGUUGAUCUCUCCAGCAUUGAGCCCGGCACUACAGUGACUGUUAAGUGGCGUGGAAAGCCGGUGUUCAUAAGGCGCCGAACUGAGGAUGAUAUCAAGCUGGCAAACAGUGUUGAUGUUGGAUCUCUUCGUGAUCCCCAACAGGAUGCAGAUAGAGUGAAGGACCCAGAAUGGCUCAUUGUGAUUGGAGUUUGCACACAUUUGGGUUGCAUUCCAUUGCCAAAUGCUGGUGACUUUGGUGGAUGGUUUUGCCCAUGCCAUGGCUCACAUUAUGAUAUUUCUGGAAGAAUUAGGAAGGGGCCAGCACCAUACAAUCUAGAGGUUCCUACCUAUACCUUCUUGGAGGAAAACAAGUUGAUGAUUGGUUGAAAUUGAUGGUUCUGCAUAAUAGCGGGAUGAGUUUACAAUUUUUUUUUUAUAAUUUAUUUGGAUAAUGUUACAAUGUGCCUUUUUGGACGUCUUUUACUUCAGGUUCUUGCUGGGUAUGUUUAGCAAGUGGUUUAUGUAACUUGGAAAUUGUAACUGAUACCUUUUGGCGAGACUUAUAUCAAUAAUCGUCUGGUUUUUGCUUAGCAUAAUUGUGAUGACUUGAGGAACAUUGAAUUUUGCAUCAUGUAUAACAUUUUCAAAUUUGCUUGGA